Molecule: messenger RNA, 2637 nt
Organism: Chlamydomonas reinhardtii
Lineage: Eukaryota; Viridiplantae; Chlorophyta; Chlorophyceae; Chlamydomonadales; Chlamydomonadaceae
Exons: 8
Coding region: 115-1662 (515 amino acids)
Source: RefSeq, a predicted model, not a curated record
UCCCACGCUCGCGUCGCAUAGGCGAAACAAGCUGGAAAGCGUUACACAUUGACAUCCGUUAACAAAAUAUCUCAGCACACUAUCACCGGGGUCCCAGGCGCCUAACGUGACGAAAUGGACGUUGGCGCCAGGAAUUCCUCACACCCUGAUUCACAACAGGGCCGCGUGCUGACCUCUGUAGAAGCUGCUCAAAAUGACCUGGAGGAAGGGGCGCCGGUGCUCGACGCGCGGGGCUUCGCGCUGCCGCGCGGGAGCCCCGCCAGCUGCACAGAAUACCUGUGGGCCGUCUCCGCCUUCCACUUCCGCGAAGGCGCCCACAUCCACGUGGCGGCCACGUGCUUUGACACCACACUGUGGGCGGCAGACCUGCCGCUGCGAGACGUGGCCAGCAACCUGCAGGCGGACCUGGGUCUUGUGCUACCCCAGGGCCAGCUGCUGCAGCUGCUGCAGGAGGCACUGACGGCAGCGCAAGCACCGCCGCCCGUGCCUCCGGCCGAGCAGCAGCAGUAUCGACAACAGCAGCAACAGGCGCAGCCCUCGUCAUCGGCGCCAGCGCCAGUGACCACAGCUGCGAAAGCAGCCGUGGAGCUGCACGUGCCACAUGGGAAUGGGAGCUUAGAGGCUGCUGGUGGCGUCGUUGGCUGUCCGCCGCCUGCCUCCAUGACAGUCAUGCUGCCGCCCUGCCGCUUCGGUGGCAGAGAGGUGACCGUUAGGCUGCCGGUGCAUGGCAACAUGCGGAGGAUUGAGGGGCCGGAAGCGCAGCGGCAAUGCCUGUCGCUGGUGUCGUGCCUGCACCGCCAGCUGGAGGACAUGCGCGGAGAGCUGCGGGGCGCCCGGACCGAGCUCCGGCAGCUGCGGGACGAGCGAGUGCUGCUACUCAAGGAGCUUGAACUGAGCGCAGCAGGCGGCGAAGCAGCCGGCGCACAGACGUUGCGCAGCCAGUACGGCUUGGCAGGCGCGCCGCCGCCGCUGCCGGCAGCGGCAGCCAAGCGGCAGCGCACCGCGCCAGCCGCUUCGCUGGGCCACUUGCUUGGUGACAGUGGCCUCGGCGGCGGCUUGGCGAGCCGCUCUGGCAGUGGGCUUAUGGCUGGCCUGGCAUUGCAGUCGCAGCAGGCGCAGCAGCCGCUGCCGCUGGCGUCGCAGGCGUCGGGCGGAUUGUUUGCCGGGGCGGCGGCGCCGCCGGCAGCUGGGGCAGGAGGAGCCGCGGCGGCAGCACAGACGGCGUCGCGGGUGAACUGGGGCCUGUGGUCGGAGCCUCAAUCGCAGUCGCAAGGGGGGUCUCAGGCCCAGCAGCAGGCCCAGCCACCUGCCGCGGCGAAGCUGCAAGGCGCGCCCCAGCCUGCGGCGGCCUCAGGCGCUGCGGCCGGGGCCGCAGAUGCAUCUGCGGCAGGCGCAGCUGGGGAGUCUCCUGCUGCUCUGGCCCUGGAGGGUGCGGGGGCUGGCGCGGGCGAUGGCCCGUCGGCAGCUGCCGUCACCAUCGGGCAGGAAGGGGGCGGCUCGGCCGAUCCGGCACCGGGGCAAGCGUCGGCGCAGCAUCAGGAGUUGGCGGCAGUUGCAGCCCAGGCGCGGGACCCCUCUCGCGUGGCUGUCAGUAUACGGCUGGGAGGCGGGCCGCCGGGGCGGGGCCGAGGCGGCGCCCGCGGCGCAUGGCCGCGCAGGUGACCGCCGCCUGAGUCGGCGAUUCGUGGCAACGUACCCAUAGCUUGCGCCUCAAACAAUAAGGGCAUGAAACCAGUUCAGGUCUGCCGGCGGGGCGAACCUCUGGUGUGCUGCUGAUGCCGGCGCGGCGUCAGGCGAUGUAGCAGCGCAGACACCCGGCACAAAGAAUGCGGUCGCAAGCGCCACUGACAGGCUACCCAUCGGGCUCGCUGGCUCGCUGGCCCAAACCCGCCCAUAUCGACCUCAGGCGAGCACGGACCGCCAGUCGACCAGCGAGUCAAUACUGCAUAUAUGGAGGGACUGGGAGCGUCAGGGACUCAGGGGGGACGAGUUUGGCGUCGGGGAACACCCAACCAACCUCAAGCCCCUCCGCAUGGCAAGGGCCGUACGGCAUCUGGGACACACCCGGACUUUGAAUUUGAAACGUCCGCCUCAUCACCGCGCGUGUGGAGGACGGAACGCCAUGGCCAGCUGCGCUGAACAGGCCACCCAAGCGGCACAGCUGGAUUGCUGGCAGUGGCUUCUGGAUUAGCGAUGGCGGGUGAUGGGGUGCGUGUGUGCCGUGCCAUAGGUGUGCGAGUCUGGAGGAGAGGUUGAUCCUGUCCUCCCCAGCCGUCCGGCCUAGGUCCGUUGGUGUGAGGAGCUAGAUAGGCUGAUCCUGUGUUAGCGCUAUUCCUCUUACACCGUCCUGAGUGGUCGUCUGUCCUAGGUACAAGCUUAACACAUGGUUCGCGUGUGGGUACGCCGCGUUGGCGAGAGCCACGGACGGCCCUAGUACACCGUGGGGGCGUGUCGCACCCGUGGAGGGCACUGCAGGCUACUAGACUUCGGCGUAGUGUUGGGAUCAGACGUGAUUACGGUACUUGCGAGAGCUUGCGACGUUCAGACUUCCCGACUUGCAUGAGGAUCGCUGUACGCGAUCUUGCCCCGAGGGUUCUUAUGCGCUCGGGAACUUGACGGGUGUAAUUUAUAUUGUCG